UGGAGGGUAAAUAGAAGCAGGAGCUCAAAAUGGCGGAGUCGCCGAGCGCUGGUCGUGGCGCCGCGUCGCCCGAGCAGGAGGCGUUCGGCGCCAGGCCGGCCCCGGACGUGAAGGUUUCCCGUGGGUCCCAGCCAGCCGCCAAGAAGAUGAAGGGAGCUGACGAGAGAAGCGUGAAGGGUACUAAGCGCGUCAACGGUGAAGGGGGCGGUGGUGGCGGCAGCGGCGGGAGCGGCAAGCUGCCGCUGCCAGCGGUCGUGCCGAGCUACAGCAACCCCGCGGCGUGGGGCUUCCCCGCGCUCCCUUCUGGCCCCUCUGGGAGCGUGGGGGGCUUCGCCUUCCCUUCUCAGCUGCCCCGGAAGCUGCUGUCGCCCGCUGUUUUGCUGCCGUCGGCCGCCCCCCCCUCCUCUUCCUACCAGCAGCACCAGCACCGCCACCACCGGCACCGCCUGGCUCUGGCCGUCGAGACGGGAGGCUGCGGCGGCAGCGGGGCGGCCGGCGCUGGCGGCGGGAGCGCCAAGCCGAAGAAGCCCAAGGAGAAGCGGGACAAGGAGAGGAGGAAGCACGGGGCCCUUCCCGUGGUGGCGGCGGUGGGAGAUGGCGGCGGGGGCCUGAGCGCGGCAGGCCGGGAGGAGAACGGAGAAGUGAAGCUGCUGUUGCCGAAAGCUCAAAUCAAAGACAAAAUUAAGGAAAGGGAAAAGAAGCAAAAAGAGAAGAAGAAGCACAAAAUAAUGAAUGAAAUCAAGAAAGAAAAUGGAGAGGUCAAAUUAUUGCAGAAAGGUGGGAAGGAGAAACCAAAAACCAAUGCAGAAGAGCUACAGAUUAAAAAAGUUAAGAAGAAAAAGAAAAAGAAACAUAAAGAGAAUGAGAAGAGGAAGCGUCCAAAAAUGUACAGCAAAUGCAUUCAGACCAUCUGCUCAGGAUUGGUUUCUGAUUUUGAGGAUCAGGAAGCCAAAGGCAUCAUAGAUGAUCAUCUUAAGGAUUUCUGUGGGAAAAAUAUGGAUCCCAAGAAGGACUGUGAGUCCAAGAUACCAGAGAACAGUGAGUUUCCAUUUGUCUCGUUAAAGGAGCCACGGGUUCAAAAUAAACUCAAAAGGUUGGACACAUUGGAGUUCAAACAGCUGAUUCAUAUUGAGCACCAGCCUAACGGAGGUGCAUCAGUUAUCCAUGCCUACAGUAAUGAACUCUCCCACUUAUCUCCUGUGGAGAUGGAGAGAUUUGCAGAAGAGUUUGUGGGUCUGGUUUUUAGUGAAAAUGAAAACUGUGCAGCUUACUAUGUUAUGGGUAUUGUUCAUGGGGCAGCUACUUAUUUACCUGACUUUUUAGACUACUUUUCAUUUAAUUUUCCCAAUUCACCAGUGAAAAUGGAGAUUUUGGGAAAGAAAGAUAUAGAGACAACGACUAUGUCAAAUUUUCAUGCUCAGGUAAAAAGAACAUACUCUCAUGGUACGUAUAGAGCUGGCCCAAUGAGACAGAUCAGCCUGGUUGGAGCAGUUGAUGAGGAGGUGGGGGAUUACUUCCCUGAAUUUCUUGAUAUGUUGGAAGAAUCACCCUUCUUAAAAUGUACACUGCCAUGGGGAACACUUUCUAGUUUAAAAUUAGAGAGUCGUAAAGACAGUGAUGAUGGUCCCAUUAUGUGGGUACGCCCAGGAGAACAGAUGAUCCCUGUGGCUGACAUGCCAAAGUCACCUUUCAAAAGGAAGAGAACUACCAAUGAAAUAAAAAACUUGCAGUACCUACCUCGAACCAGUGAACCCCGUGAAAUGCUAUUUGAAGACCGGACACGAGCCCAUGCAGAUCAUAUAGGACAAGGUUUUGAACGACAGACUACAGCAGCUGUGGGAGUAUUGAAGGCUGUGCACUGUGGAGAGUGGUCUGAGCAGCCUCGUAUAACCAAAGAUGUCAUUUGUUUUCAUGCUGAAGACUUCCUAGAGGUAGUUCAGCGAAUGCAAUUAGAUUUGCAUGAGCCUCCACUCUCACAGUGUGUCCAGUGGGUUGAUGAUGCAAAACUUAAUCAACUGCGAAGGGAAGGCAUUCGAUAUGCCAGAAUUCAGUUAUUUGAUAAUGACAUCUAUUUUAUCCCAAGGAAUGUUGUGCACCAGUUCAAAACAGUUUCAGCUGUGUGCAGUUUGGCUUGGCACAUCCGGCUCAAACUGUAUCAUUCAGAGGAAGAACUUUCACAAAAUACAAGUACUGUUGAAGCAGAGACCUCUGCAGACCCCAAGUCUUCGGUUAUUGGACUUCAGACUGACAGCAGGAUUUGUACGACAAGCAAAAAUACCUCCGAAGACACCAAAUUUUCUGAUGCUCUGCAGACCAAGUAUCUGCAGCAGGAAUUUAUGUCAAUAAAACAUGAACCCAUUGCAUCUCACAGAAUAAAAGAAGAACCCAUGAAUGUUGAUCUUGCUGUAAAAACAGCAGCACCUAAUGACACUGGGGGCCAGAAUGUUCAGACUAAAUUGGAUCAUGUUGAAUUGACGGGAUUUAAGUUGGAAAUGGAUUCUAAAUUUGAACCUGGCAACAAGGACUUGCAAGGCAAGUUAUGCCCUGGAGGUCAUGUACAUCCAGAUGAUACAAGACAACAUAGUUCAUCAUAUCCAAAACUGCAUGGACAAAGAGAGGAUGAUUUUUUGUGCUAAAUUUGUAUAUAUGGUUUUAAAUUCCUUUUUAAACUUAAUGAUGUAAUAAUGUAAAGAUUCAUAAAUUCUGUGGGGCAAGUUUGUGACUUGCCUUCGCAUCUGUUACAGAAAAUAGUUAUGUAGCUUUGUAACAUUCCUCAGUGCCUGUCCAUAACUGUGAAGUAUCAAAGCACUUAGGGCCAGAUGCACUGUAAACACUGCAGGUUUAACAUAAAGAAGUCUUUAAAUAAUUUUGAGUUGUAGGUUUUAGAGUAGAGCUGACAUUUAACAUAUAUAUUUUUUGUAAGAUGAGCCAGAAUUCUUUUUGACAAUUCCAGGCUUUUCCAUAGAGCUUAUUUAUACCAAUUUUUUCAUUUUAAAUGUGUCAGCACUGUAGUGUAAAUAUCUUUUUUAAAAAUCUUUUUAGUGUGAUUUAUACUGAAAUGUGAGCCGCUUAAUAAAGGUUCAUAAUAACAGAUUGGUUUUAUUUUUGGGUCUGCAAAAAACAGUUCAGUUCAACUGCCUCUCUAAAUGGUUACGUUUCUACCUGCACUAACGCAUAGGAUGCCCUUACACCACUGCGGGGUGAGGAGCUGUAGCAAACUGAGGUAGAGUUGAGGCAUUCUUUGUAAAUUGAGAUUAGUCAGAAUACAAAAGCAGUCCUCCCUUCACAGGAUUCCUUACAGUUGCUCACUGAAGACACUCCUCAAAGUCCUGCUCUCAGAUGUUAAUGUGGAACAGAGAGGCAAACCUUCCCCUGUCCUGGAGGGCAGCUGGACACCUGAUGGGCUCCUGGAGCACUCCCAGUAACUCUGUACAUCUCUCCAGAUAAGCUGGUGCAAGGGAGCAAACUCUCUUCCAUGCUCACCUCUUCCCCUGCUCAAGCAGGGGACACUUCCAUUUCACAUGAAGAACAACAACCACUGCCAACCAUCAACUUAAAUUAGUUAUCUGACUAAAAUUAAAACAAAGAAUAUUUAAAUGGUUACUUACGAAACUAUAAAGGCCUCAAUUUUAGUAGUGACCUGUAAGUCAUGGAGACACAUCUGGAUUUUAAUUGCUCCCUAUGCUGAUGCUGAUAGUGCCAGGCAAUAAAGAUAUUCACCAGUGUGUCUAGUAGGAAGAAUCCUCACAAGCUCCAGUUUGGAAGCAAGAGUUAUUUCAUUAAGAAAAUAAUAGUGGUGUCCAAGUUAACUUUCUCCUCUCUCCCUGCCUAUGGAGCACUUGAAUUCUCUUAAGCUGUGUUCUGAGGGGAGAGGAUUUCAAGGCUAGCUAGCAUCUGAUGUGGUAAUGGCAAAAUCUCUGUCCUUUAACUUAUUUAAUUCCUUGUUUAACGUAUUACUGUAUAGUUCAAACACAUCUGAAUGAUGAUUCUUUUUCAGGUAGCUACAAAUACCAGUAAACUGCCCUACAGCCUGUCCUUCAAUUAAGCAUUUAAACUUAAGAUCCUAAGCCUGUUGUUAUUUCCGAAGUCAUCUGUAUCUCUUUUUUUUGUUUGUUUUUAAUUUUUCCCUAUAACUUUUUGCAAGUUGUACAUCCCUACAUGCCCAAGUUAUAACCUUUGAUGCACUUAGAUCACCUUCGCUUCAUUUGUAGCAAUGGAACAACGUCAUUUCCAGGUGAUGUCUAAUUCAACUACCUGAGGCCCUUUUGUUGCAAAUGUUUUUUGCUUAUAGAUUGUUAAAAUUAAAAAUGUUACUGUGUAGUGAUGCCUGGCACUAAAAUCAGCCAUUUUAUGGAUGAGUGCCCCGAUUUGUUUAAAUGUAAAAUAGGUCUGUCAAAGAAUUAUUAAUUAAAUCAGUAUUUGAAUUGUGAAACAACUCCUUCAUAGCCAUAAUUACAUAUUAGAGAAGCAAUAGAAACAUGAAUCUCUUGGAUGUGGCCAAUAUGUCCUUAAGUCUUACUGCUGUUUUCUUUCAUGUUGGCUUAGAGAUUACUACCAAUUUUGCAGCCUCAGGGAUCUUGCUUUCCCCUCAUGCCAUGAGCAAAUAAUUCGUGUGUGACAUAGCAAGUUACUACUCUGGCAGAUUCUGAUAUGGAAAAUUAAUUGGUUCAUGUAAGGAUUUGAGCCUUCCUGAUAGUACAAAUGUGGUCUCAGCUCCCUUUGUGUUUUCUAGAUUAUCUGGCAACUUCCACCAGUAAUCUCUUUGGCUUUAUGAAAAUCUGUAUACAAUUACGUAGCCUUCCAUUCCCCUUCUCUGUGCCAGCUAUUGGAGAACAGUAAAAGAAGAGCUGCAGGUUGUAGUUUGCAUCAAGCAUGCAGCUUUCUAAGUGGGUUAGCAGAAGGCUCCAGCUAUAUCAAAAUCAGCCUUCCCAGAUACUGCUUUUUAAAAAACCAAACCCAACCACUAAAACCAAAACACCCCACAACAAUAGAAUUAAAAAAAAUUAAACAUCUUACGUGUGUGUUGGCAGUCCAGAUGCUGACCAUUAAUUCUGGUUCAAGUAUUUUAAGUCUGUACAAUUUUAAAGUGUAUACAUCCCCUCUGACAGCUAACAACUGUUUGUAUCAUAGGCCCUGUCCAGAAUGAAAAAGAGAAAUCUUUGGAAAUAGUUUAGCAAACAUGACUUUACACUUAAAGAGUAGAACUUUGUUUCCUUUUGAAGACCUGCUCAGCGGUCUUGGCUGAUGCAGCCUCAAACUUCUGCUCAGGUAUGUUUUGGUUCUGAAAUUUUUCUUUUAAACUGCCUACGUCUUCAACCCAUUAUUUUUCUUUAUCACUUCCAAAAUUUGAAGAUUUUUUAAAAGUGGCAGAUAUUGUAAUUUUUAUGCAUCCUUUAUUUUUGCUUUUUGAGUUAGACUAGACUCUCAUUCUUGGCCAAAAUUCAUUGCAAACAGAAUAUAAACAGUACCAGGAUUACCAAUGGCUUUCAGAACUCCCUUUGUAUUCAAAGGUGUAAACAGUCUGGGCUAACUGGCUAUAUUGUGUACUUCUUACUUUGUUUUAAAAACAAACAAAAAAACACAACAAAAAAAAAGUUUGUCCUUUGCCUGUGGUGUGUUCAUUUUGAUGCAGUUGCUCUUUAAGAGGAGAGGACCUUUUCUGAGAAUUUCAGCUCUAAAACUGUUCAUUAGUCUGACAAAGGUCUGGCUUUGCUUUGGAGUGGUCCAGUGCUAUAACCUUUAUUCCUGCUGCAUCCAACUUCAUACUCAGACUUUUGCUUCAGCAAUAAAACUUUUAUGCCUUCUGAUGUACUGAAACUAGUAUUUGCUUAUUGCUUUCCCCCCCCCCCCUUCUCCCUGUAUUUUAGUUAUAUAUAGAUCUUGUUAUUUCGGCUGGAAUCUCCAGUGUUCCAGUUGUCUUUCUUGGCCCAUGUUCUUCUGCAGAUUGGAGAAAUCUGCUUAAGGCCCCAUUGCCUGUGCUGCAGUGGUAUUGCCAUCUGUGCGUUUGCAGUGGUGUUCCAGUUGAUGACAUGAUGUGCAGAAAUUUAGAUGUUUUCCUAGAUAGUGGUACCAUAUUUGUGGGUAGCAAAGAAUUGCAUUGUUACCGUCGCUCCCACUAGCUUUCAAGAGGGUAGCUACUUUUGUUUUUUAAAAAUUACUGGAUCUUUUACAUUUCAGUGGCAACUGACUUCACGUGUUACAAACGAGUGUUACUCAGUGUUGUGUCACCCCCAGCCCUCCAAAUGCCUGCAAAUUGACUCUGAAACAGCAUUUUCAUUACAGGUACUGCUGGCAUGCAGAUUUUUCCUUCCUUGUUACUAUAGUGAAUAUUUCAAUACUACUUUAACUGAGAUAUUAAUUCUAUCUAGUAUUAGAAAUAAAGUAUUAUUUCAGAGGGUGAUGAUUUAAUUAUUAAUCUGUGAAAGAAUUCUUUGGUGAUAAAUAAAAUUGAUUUUCAAGCAGAUGUACAUGUGCACAGUAAAUAAGUUGACAUGGCAAACAUUGUAGGAAAUGGAAACAUCAAAUAGUAGAAUGCUGUGAAACAUACAGACAUUACGAAUGCGGAAAAUUGCAUAAGUCUUCCAAGAAACACAGUGCUGGUAUUUAUUGAUAAAAAUUACUGUUUUAUAACACCUGCAUGUGAAUAAGGAUGCUGAAUUGAUGAAAAUAAAUUCAUGUUUUUUCUGUGCUCUUUGGGGAAAUAAACUCUUCUGAGAUAUAGUAGACCACCACCUGACUCUACUAGAUGAAAACUCUACUCCAGUCAAGAACUUUGUAGGCUUCUUCAAUAUAAUUUUAUUUGUUUUUCCUAGUGGCCAGAUAUGUAGAGAGCCUUGUCUGUAGGCAGAUCAGGGCCUGUUAACUGUCUGUGAAUGUGUACAUGUUGGAAAUGGAGAGGACAGAUUUUCACUGAUCUGUGCUUUGCUGUGAAUGACACUGUUGAGAAUAUUUUCUUUCAUUGUGAGUCACUGUGUUCAACUGAUACUUUAUUACUUUCUCAAAUGGAUGAAAUGCACUUUACAAACUGUAAUAGGUGAUACUGGUAUUUUGUGCAGAUCCCACUGAAUUUGCAGCACACAUGGGAAAAUUUGGGAAACUGAUUCCUAUCAGUCACUCUUUUCAUUUUUAGAACUGCAAAUUAUUAUGUGUUCUGCUCAGAAGCAGUGAUUAACUUCACAGUAUUUAGGUUGUUAUUUCUAUUAGAAUCAUCGGGGAUAAUGACUUUGCAAAUUUAGUGUAUUCUAUUCUAACCACUGUUUUUCUCUGUGCUAUGAUGCUAAUGUUUCCUCUGCUUUGGAGCUGUGCUAUACUUGAGUGCCAGCUAAAGAUUGAUCUUAUGUUCUGGUCAUGCUGAUAGAUGAGCCUAUUGAUGAGGGCAUUAGUCCUAAAUAGUCCUUUAAUAUUUGGUGUACAGUUAUGAUAAUCUGAUACAGAUGUUGAUUAAAACAGCAGUUUAAACUUC
This is a messenger RNA of Apus apus (common swift), 7462 nucleotides long. RefSeq names its product round spermatid basic protein 1 like (gene RSBN1L). The transcript is spliced from 8 exons. The coding region runs from base 30 to 2636 and encodes 868 amino acids. NCBI's taxonomy places the organism in Eukaryota, Metazoa, Chordata, Aves, Apodiformes, Apodidae. The record is from RefSeq and is a predicted model, not a curated record. Gene Ontology annotation, cellular component: nucleus.